Paecilomyces variotii is the source of this 1391-nucleotide messenger RNA. RefSeq names its product 40S ribosomal protein S2. The record is from RefSeq and is a predicted model, not a curated record. The transcript has 3 exons. Bases 179 to 955 code for a protein of 258 amino acids. Gene Ontology annotation, cellular component: ribosome; cytosolic small ribosomal subunit. Lineage: Eukaryota; Fungi; Ascomycota; Eurotiomycetes; Eurotiales; Thermoascaceae. Gene Ontology annotation, biological process: translation. Gene Ontology annotation, molecular function: RNA binding; structural constituent of ribosome.
UAGGUCUUAGGGCACAGGGCUGGCCCGCUUAGGGUAGACUCGCUUAGCACCACCAGCGAAAUUUCCCCAUGCCCGCAAAGUCACAUCGUCCGGAUCGCGCAAAGCAACCUCGACGUCGACAACUUCAACGACUCCCUCCUCCCGUCAUCCUCGACCUUCAAUCGCCAAUCUACCCAUAAUGGCUGACGCUCCCCGUGGACGUGGAGGAUUCGGUUCGCGCGGCGACCGUGGUGGUGACCGAGGCCGUGGCCGUGGCCGCCGUGGCCGUCGUGGUGGUCCGAAGGAGGAGAAGGAAUGGCAGCCUGUCACCAAGCUGGGCCGUCUCGUCAAGGCUGGCAAGAUCACCAGCAUGGAGCAGAUCUACCUGCACUCCCUGCCCGUCAAGGAGUACCAGAUUGUCGACUUCUUCCUGCCCAAGCUGAAGGAUGAGGUCAUGAAGAUCAAGCCUGUCCAGAAGCAGACCCGUGCCGGUCAGCGUACCCGUUUCAAGGCCAUCGUUGUCAUCGGUGACGGCGAGGGUCACGUCGGUCUCGGAAUCAAGACCUCCAAGGAAGUUGCUACUGCCAUCCGUGCCGCCAUCAUCAUUGCCAAGCUCAGCGUUCUGCCUGUCCGAAGAGGUUACUGGGGUUCCAACCUGGGUGAGCCUCACUCUCUGCCCACCAAGGAGAGCGGAAAGUGCGGUUCCGUCACUGUCAGACUUAUCCCUGCCCCCCGUGGUACUGGCCUCGUUGCCUCCCCCGCUGUCAAGCGUCUGCUCCAGCUUGCCGGUGUCCAGGACGCCUACACUUCCUCUUCCGGUUCGACCAAGACCCUCGAGAACACUCUCAAGGCCACCUUCAUGGCCGUCGGUAACACCUACGGUUUCCUCACCCCUAACCUGUGGACCGAGACCAAGCUCAUCCGGAGCCCGCUCGAUGAGUUCAGCGACGUUCUGCGCGAGGGAAAGAGGUACUAGGCGGUUUCUGAGAUGGGAAGACGUUUCUGAGGCUUGCAUGACUGUUUUCGAUCACAUAUUUCCCGUUUGUUCAGGCUGGAGGAUGGCGGAAAGCUUGCGAUGACUUCUCCGAUGCUCUGUUCACACACUGUACGGUUGCUAUGCGAUCCAUGGAUGUAGAUGGUUUUUUAUUCUGAAGGGAAAAAAGCAAAAGGAUUGACAGCAUCUAGCGCGGAGUCAAUAAAAAAAGCGACCCAUUCACCAGUCAUCUUUCCCGCGACGCCACGAGAGUCCGCGUAGAAUGACCGUAAUCGAUCCAAAUACCACUUUACAAUUUGCAGUCGAUAGCAAGCCACAUAAUAGUGAGAAAAAUGUCUUAUGCUGAAAUCAUAUACCCCUCACUUUCUGCGAAUAUGUCGAACGACCUAGAGACAAAAUUCAACAUGCAAAAUGUAAA